This is a messenger RNA of Cordyceps fumosorosea ARSEF 2679, 1329 nucleotides long. Its product is annotated as CRAL/TRIO domain protein. Bases 1 to 1329 code for a protein of 442 amino acids. Lineage: Eukaryota; Fungi; Ascomycota; Sordariomycetes; Hypocreales; Cordycipitaceae. The record is from RefSeq and is a predicted model, not a curated record. The transcript is spliced from 3 exons.
AUGACGACCGCUGAGAUCCCCGCUGGACACCUCGGCAAUCUCUCUGCCGAACAAGAGAAGAAGCUGCAGGAAUUCUGGCAGGCUAUUGCCAAUGUGUCUGGCUGGUCUGAAAGCGCGAAUGGUACUGCGAAGUAUGCUGCGAAGAAAGCUGCCGCGCCGGAGCCGGAGCCCGAACAAAGCAGUGGCGGAUGGGGCUUCAGCAUGUUCCGAAAGAAUGAAAAUGCAGAUUCUUCUGGCAAAUCUGCUGCUGAUGAAGACAAGUUUGGCCUGAAUAAGCAAUACAACGAGAUUCUGGCCAAACAGUCAGCUGAAACAAUCCGAGAGUCCAUCUGGGAGAUGACGAAGCACGAUCAUCCAGAUGUUCUCGCGCUACGCUUUCUCCGAGCACGCAAAUGGAACGUCCAGCAAGCCCUUGUCAUGUUCGUUGCAGCUGUCCACUGGAGAAGGAAUGAAAUGAAGGUGGAUGGUGACAUCAUGAAAAACGGCGAGGCUGGUGCUCUACAUGAUGAACAACAUGGAAGUGGUGGAGCAAAACAGGUAGGGGCUGAUUUCCUCGCCCAGCUUCGCAUGGGUAAAAGCUUUCUUCAUGGUUCGGACAGAGAAGGUCGACCGAUUUGCGUUGUCCGUGUUCGCCUGCACCACGGCGGCGAGCAGAGUGCCGAAAGCAUUGAGAAAUACACAGUUCACAUUAUUGAAACUGCGCGUCUCCUCCUUAGUGCACCAGUCGAGACAGCGACAAUCAUCUUCGACAUGACAAACUUCACUCUGUCCAAUAUGGACUAUGCCCCUGUGAAGUUUAUGAUAAAAUGUUUCGAGGCGAAUUACCCUGAAUCCCUCGGUGCCGUUUUAAUCCAGAAUGCCCCCUGGCUCUUCCAAGGUAUUUGGCGUGUUAUUAAGCCUUGGUUGGACCCAGUUGUCGCAGCAAAGGUUCAUUUCACCAACGGCCGAAGCGGAUUGGAAGAGUUCAUCGCGCCAAGUCAGAUCCCCAAAGAACUCGAGGGAGAUGAAGACUGGGGGUACAAAUACAUCGAGCCCAAGGAAAAUGAGAAUGCCGCCAUGCAAGAUACUGUUACUAGAGACAGUAUUCUUCAAGAGAGAGCUGGGCUCGUGAAACAGUUCGAAGAGGCUACAAAUGCUUGGCUCCGUGACGGUGCAAAUGAGAGUGGUAAACGAGCUCGCGAAAAACGCGACUCCCUCGCAACACAACUGAAAGAAAACUACUGGAAGCUGGAUCCAUACAUCCGCGCCAGGUCACUUUAUGACCGUCAAGGCGUCAUUGGUGCGAAUGGCGCGAUCACAUUCUACCCAGGUGCGGCGACGACCAAUUAA